Molecule: messenger RNA, 1962 nt
Organism: Eubalaena glacialis (North Atlantic right whale)
Lineage: Eukaryota; Metazoa; Chordata; Mammalia; Artiodactyla; Balaenidae
Gene: ZIC5
Product: Zic family member 5
Exons: 2
Coding region: 1-1962 (653 amino acids)
Biological process (GO): regulation of transcription by RNA polymerase II; central nervous system development
Cellular component (GO): nucleus
Molecular function (GO): DNA-binding transcription factor activity, RNA polymerase II-specific; RNA polymerase II cis-regulatory region sequence-specific DNA binding
Source: RefSeq, a predicted model, not a curated record
AUGUUUUUGAAGGCGGGCAGAGGGAAAAAAGUCCCCCCAGUGAGGGUCUAUGAGUCUGAUUGUGUAGUUCUGAUGGAGACCCCUUUGAGCAAGAGGAACCCGCCAGCGCUGAGAUUAGCGGAUUUGGCAACGGCUCAGGCCAGGCCAUUUCAGAAUAUGACAGGCUUCCCGGCGCUGGCCAGCGCGCCCGCCCACUCCCAACUCGGCGCCGCAGCCGCGCACCUCCGCCCUCGGGACCUGGGCGCUGACCCCGGCGUCGCCAUCACUCCGCUCGGACCCGAGCACAUGGCCCAGGCGAGCGCGCUCGGCCUCAGCCCUCCCUCCCAGGCGCUCCCGGCACAGCCCGAGGCCCCAGCGGCCGCCGCCCGCGCUGCAGCCUCGGUCACGAACCCGGGAGCCGGCACCUACCCUGGCGGCGGGGGCAGCGGUAGCGUGCAGUCCUCCGCGCCCGCGCCCCCGCCCCCAGCCCCUCCUCUUCCUCCCUCCCCUUCACCCCCUCCCCCUCCUCCUGGCCUCUCGGGCUACACCACCACCAACAGUGGCGGCGGCGGCAGCAGCGGCAAAGGCCACAGCAGGGACUUCGUCCUCCGGAGGGACCUUUCCGCCACGGCCCCCGCGGCGGCCAUGCACGGGGCCCCGCUCGGAGGGGAGCAGCGGUCCGGCACCGGCUCCCCCCAGCCCUCGGCCCCGCCUCCCCACUCGGCCGGCAUGUUCAUCUCGGCCAGCGGCACCUACGCUGGCCCGGACGGCAGCGGCGGCGGGGGCCCGGCGCUCUUUCCCUCGCUGCACGACACGCCGGGAGGCCCCGGCGGCCACCCGCACCCGCUCAACGGCCAGAUGCGCCUGGGGCUGGCGGCAGCGGCGGCAGCCGCGGCGGCUGAGCUGUACGGCCGCGGGGAGCCGCCCUUCGCGCCGCGCUCGGGGGAUGCGCACUACGGUGCGGUGGCGGCCGCUGCAGCCGCCGCCCUGCAUGGCUACGGAGCAGUGAACUUAAACCUGAACCUGGCGGCGGCGGCUGCUGCCGCGGCGGCCGGACCCGGGCCCCACCUGCAACACCACGCGCCGCCCCCGGCGCCGCCACCGCCGCCCGCGCCCGCGCCGCACCCGCACCAGCACCACCCCCACCUCCCAGGGGCGGCCGGGGCCUUCCUGCGCUACAUGCGGCAGCCAAUCAAGCAGGAGCUCAUCUGCAAGUGGAUCGACCCCGAGGAGCUGGCCGGGCCGCCGCCGCCCCCGCCCCCGGCCGGCGGCGCCAAGCCCUGCUCCAAAACUUUCGGCACCAUGCACGAGCUGGUGAACCACGUCACGGUGGAGCACGUGGGCGGCCCCGAGCAAAGCAGCCACGUCUGCUUCUGGGAGGACUGUCCGCGCGAGGGCAAGCCCUUCAAGGCCAAAUACAAGCUCAUCAACCACAUCCGCGUGCACACCGGCGAGAAGCCCUUUCCCUGCCCCUUCCCGGGCUGCGGCAAGGUCUUCGCGCGCUCCGAGAACCUCAAGAUCCACAAACGCACUCAUACAGGGGAAAAGCCUUUCAAAUGUGAAUUUGAUGGCUGUGACAGGAAGUUUGCCAACAGCAGUGACCGAAAGAAACAUUCCCACGUCCACACCAGCGACAAGCCCUACUACUGCAAGAUCCGAGGCUGUGACAAAUCCUACACCCACCCGAGCUCGCUGAGGAAGCACAUGAAGAUUCACUGCAAGUCCCCACCACCCUCUCCAGGAGCCCUGGGCUACUCAUCGGUGGGGACUCCAGUGGGUGCCCCCUUGUCCCCUGUGCUGGACCCAGCCAGGAGUCGCUCGAGCACUCUGUCCCCUCAAGUGACCAACCUCAAUGAGUGGUACGUUUGCCAGCCCAGUGGGGUCCCCAGUCACCUCCACACCCCUUCCAGCAGUGGAACCACUUCUGAGUCUGACGAUGAGGAGAUAUACCGGAACUCUGAAGGCGUGCGGACCAUACAUUAG